ACUGGUCCCGCCCCUCAGCCGCGGACGCCCCGGUUCCCGGCAGCCCUCGCGGCUGCUGAAGGAGAGCGGGGCGUCAUGGCGUUCUCGGCGCCUACCGCCUAUCUGACCCACCAGCAGAAGGUGUUGCGGCUUUAUAAGCGGGCGCUGCGCCACCUCGAGUCGUGGUGUGUCCACAGGGAUAAAUACCGGUACUUUGCUUGUUUGUUGAGAGCCCGGUUUGAAGAACAUAGGAAUGAAAAGGAUAUGAUGAAGGCCACCCAGCUGUUGAGGGAGGCAGAAGAAGAGUUCUGGCACAGUCAGCACCCACAGCCAUAUAUCUUCCCUGACUCUCCUGGGGGCACCUCCUAUGAGAGAUAUGAGUGCUACAAGAUUCCAGAAUGGUGCUUAGAUCACUGGCAUCCUUCUGAAAAGGCAAUGUAUCCUGAUUACUUUGCCAAGAGAGAGCAGUGGAAGAAACUGCGAAGGGAAAGCUGGGAGCGAGAGGUUAAGCAGCUGCAGGAGGAAACCCCACCUGAUGGUCCUAAAACUGAAGCUUUGCCUCCUGCCAGGAAGGCAGGUGAUCUGCCCCCAUUAUGGUGGCACAUUGUGACCAGACCCCGGGAGCGGCCCAUGUAGAGAGAGAAGAGAGACACAGGCACCUCAUUAUUCAUGCUUGCAAGUGAAAUAAGUUACAGAACAUAAAUACACUUGCCCUAAUAAAAAUAACUAAAUAUGGUUUGGUA
Molecule: messenger RNA, 722 nt
Organism: Marmota flaviventris (yellow-bellied marmot)
Lineage: Eukaryota; Metazoa; Chordata; Mammalia; Rodentia; Sciuridae
Gene: Ndufb9
Product: NADH:ubiquinone oxidoreductase subunit B9
Biological process (GO): mitochondrial electron transport, NADH to ubiquinone
Cellular component (GO): respiratory chain complex I
Source: RefSeq, a predicted model, not a curated record